Trichoplax adhaerens is the source of this 339-nucleotide messenger RNA. RefSeq lists its product as uncharacterized. The record is from RefSeq and is a predicted model, not a curated record. The transcript is spliced from 2 exons. The coding region runs from base 1 to 339 and encodes 112 amino acids. Lineage: Eukaryota; Metazoa; Placozoa; Uniplacotomia; Trichoplacea; Trichoplacidae.
AUGGAUCUUUAUUAUGAUCCUUGGAUAGACAUUCAUAAGAUAAUAUUCACCAAAGAGAAAAUGAACUCCAAAUUAGUUGUACUAGCUUCAUUAUUAUUAAUAAUUGUAGUCUGCAGCGCUAAAGAAGACCAAGCAAAGCAAAAUACUGACGAUGAUAAGGAACAAUACGACUUUGCUAUUACUAGCCGUAUGGAAAAAGAUGAUGGAGACGUAGUGCGAUUUAAUAAAAGAGACCAAGAGAUUGAAGAGUUGAAAGAAGAUUUGCAACAUCUUAAGAAAGCAGUUAGUUUACGCAUAAUGAUAAUGAUAAAUCGUCUGUGUAUCUUACUGAGCCAAUAG